GUUUAUUUUUAACCCCCACGCCUAUUAAAGAUGGAGGCUGGAGUGGUCUCAGCUGUGUGGGGCAAAGACAUAGCUCAGGACGUGUUUCAGAGAUGGAAUCAAGGAUUUAUUUUCAGCUCAAAAGAGCCUCUGGCGUUAGUUCAGUACAGUGGGGGCCCCUGUGCUGUUUUGGCUCCAGUACAGGCUUUUAUAUUUCAAAAACAUUUAUACGAAGACAGAGACAACGACAAUCUUGAUAAUGAGGACUGGAGGAAGUGUGAAAGUUCUGUGGCUCAAGGAUUAUUAAUAUCUGUCCUCUCUCAUAUUCUAAUUAAUGCCAGCUCUGAUGGCACCUGCAGACUUGCCUUACUCGAUUCCAAAGCUCCACCCACUUCGACAGUUGCCAUGGAUACAAUAGCACAAGUCACACCUACUCAAACGGGUGGAGUGAGUGGUGGGUUGAAGAGGAAGCAUCCCUCGCCUCUUUCAGAGGAAAAGACAAGUGGAAUAAAACGAGAACCUUCUCUCUCCCUUCCUCCUCUUAUAACGGGCAGCUCCAUUGAGAAAUUAUUGGAAAAGGUCAAAAGGAAAGAGGAGGGGAGUGGUCACGGCCAGGAGAGUGGGUGUGGUCUUACAUUAGAGGCACUUUCGUCAGCUUUACGUAGCGUUAGAGAGAGACAGCAGGAGGAGGAGGAGGAGGAGGAGGGAGAAGAUCAAGAGUUGAGAGCUAUUGAUAAUAAAAUGAUGUCAAGUGAUGCAUUAGGUCAAACCGGUUUAGCUAGCCGUCAAACCGGUUUGACUGGAUCUGGUGAUAUUUCGUCAGCUACUACUAAAACAAGAGCUGAGGAUUUUCAUUCUAAAAUAAGGGUGUGUCACUGCACUGACUUGGGUAGCACUGUUAGAUGCAUUAGAGAGAAUUUGAGUGAUUUCUUCAGCUCAUACGGAGUCCUAUUAUUCCUUUAUUCUGUAGUACUUACUAAAGGAAUUGAUAGAAUAUCUGAGGAAAGAGAAGAAACUGAGCAACCGUUGAUAGACCCACUUCAUGGCCACGGAAGUCAGAAUUUGAUUAAUUUGCUAUUGACUGGACGCUGUGUUACCAACGUCUUUGAUUUGGAUAAAGAUCUUGGAGGAAUGAAGUUGCUUGGCAUUCCAAGGCAAUCCACAGUUGGUUUUUUAACGAUAUUAGAAUCUCUUCAUUACUGUGAGGUUGGUAGUUUUCUAAAGAAUCCUAUUUAUCCUGUCUGGUUGAUAGCCAGUGAGACUCACUUGACUGUACUUUUCUCACUGGAGAUCGGUCUUACUUCUGAAGAAGAUGCACAAUCUGUGGCCAAGAGAGAAUUCUCACGAUUUAGUAUUGAAGGUGAUUCUUGUCUAAUGGCUACUGACAAGUUAACUGAUCUAUUACAAAAGUUAAAUCUUGAGACAGACUCUGGCUAUGUUGAGUAUAUGAAGAAGAAACUAGACAAGGAGAGUGCAGGGAUUAUUCUGCUUAGUGAUUUUUUAAACGAGUUUUAUCCUUUUCCAAUGGAAUGUGAAAGACCCAAAGCAUUUACAGUUUAUCAUUACAACGGAUUAAUACACAACAACGAAGAUGAGAUCCAGCUUGCCAGAGGGCAGGCAGUGGCCCUUGGUGAAGCAGGCGGUACUAGUUCAGACAUUUCUUUAAUUAACUGCCUUCAGACAAAAUGGCCCGACCUUAUCAUACAUUGGGAUGGUGGAACGGAUCCUAAAAUUAUUUAAAGAAUACAAAACCUCUCUCCCUCUCUCCUUCCCUCCAGCAACAAUCAGCUAUCGAUCAGGACAUUAAUUGGAACUAAUUAUUUACAUUAUCAUCUUUAACUUUCUCAUCUAAUAAUUUAAAUGUUUUCUCU
Molecule: messenger RNA, 1850 nt
Organism: Amphimedon queenslandica
Lineage: Eukaryota; Metazoa; Porifera; Demospongiae; Haplosclerida; Niphatidae
Product: ubiquitin carboxyl-terminal hydrolase FAM188A-like
Exons: 14
Coding region: 31-1719 (562 amino acids)
Biological process (GO): protein K48-linked deubiquitination
Molecular function (GO): K48-linked deubiquitinase activity; cysteine-type deubiquitinase activity
Source: RefSeq, a predicted model, not a curated record